AUGGCUCAACAACCACUUACAAGGAUAGGUCUUGCCGGACUGGCUGUUAUGGGCCAAAAUCUCGCACUCAAUAUUGCUGACAAAGGAUUCCCCAUUUCUGUUUAUAACCGAACAACAUCCAAGGUUGAUGAAACUGUCGAACGGGCAAAAGAAGAAGGUAAUCUUCCACUAUAUGGCUUCCAUGACCCUGAAGCCUUUGUUAAGUCCAUUCAAAAACCGAGGGUGAUAAUAAUGCUUGUUAAGGCCGGUGCACCUGUCGACCAGACUAUCAAGGCCCUAUCCGCAUACUUGGAAAAAGGAGAUUGUAUAAUCGAUGGUGGUAAUGAAUGGUACGAGAACACCGAGAGAAGGGAGAAAGAGGUAGCUGAAUUGGGUCUGCUCUACCUUGGGAUGGGAGUUUCAGGUGGUGAGGAGGGUGCUCGACGUGGUCCCUCUAUGAUGCCUGGUGGUUCUAUCGAGGCAUACAAAUACAUUGAAGAUAUUCUUCUCAAGGUGGCAGCUCAAGUUCCUGAUAGCGGUCCUUGUGUGACGUAUAUCGGUAAAGGUGGAUCCGGUAAUUUCGUGAAGAUGAUCCAUAAUGGAAUUGAAUAUGGUGACAUGCAGCUGAUUGCUGAGGCUUACGAUGUGCUGAAGUCAGUUGGAAAGUUGACAAAUGAAGAACUACAAAGUGCAUUUACAGAAUGGAACAAGGGAGAACUUCUGAGUUUCUUGAUUGAAAUCACCGCAGAUAUAUUCGGAAUUAAGGACGAUAAAGGUGAUGGAUAUCUUGUUGACAAGGUCCUCGACAAAACCGGCAUGAAGGGUACCGGUAAGUGGACUGUUCAGCAAGCCGCCGAAUUAUCGGUUGCUGCUCCCACCAUUGAAGCUUCAUUGGAUGCUAGGUUCCUUAGUGGUUUGAAGGACGAAAGAGUUGAAGCUGCAAAGAUCUUUAAAUCAGGCGGCUUUAGCGAUAUCUUGACCGACCAACACGUAGACAAGAAACAGUUGAUUGAUGAUGUUAGAAAGGCUCUUUACGCAGCCAAGAUCUGUAGUUACGCACAAGGAAUGAAUCUGAUCCGUGCAAAGAGUGUUGAAAAGGGUUGGGGUUUGGAAUUGGGUGAACUCGCCCGUAUCUGGAAAGGAGGCUGCAUCAUUAGAGCUAUAUUCUUAGACAGAAUCAAGCAAGCAUAUGACAGAAACGCCAAUUUGGCAAACCUUCUUGUCGAUCCAGAGUUUGCAAAGGAAAUAAUCGAUCGCCAAAGUGCAUGGAGGAGAGUUGUUUGCCUUGCUGUCAAUUCUGGUAUCAGCAUCCCAGGUAUGUCUGCUAGUCUUGCUUAUUUUGACACUUACAGAAGGGAAAGGUUGCCGGCUAAUUUGGUGCAAGCUCAACGAGACUAUUUUGGUGCUCAUACUUAUGAAAGGACCGACAUCGACGGAUCUUACCAUACUGAGUGGUUCAAGCUUGCCAAGCAGUCAAGAAUCUAG
Molecule: messenger RNA, 1464 nt
Organism: Vicia faba (fava bean)
Lineage: Eukaryota; Viridiplantae; Streptophyta; Magnoliopsida; Fabales; Fabaceae
Source: the annotation of a GenBank genome assembly